UGGAGUUUAUAAUGUUUGCCCAGGGAGGAACAAUCAAAAAUCAGAACCACGCAACCGAAACGCAUCAUUUCGGUAAGCAUCUCCGGCGGGGAGCAGGGAGAAAGAGAGAGAGAGAGAGAGGGGUGCGGUGAACUUUAAAUUUGCUAUUGUUAAUUUAUAGUAGCAAUAACUGCGAGUAGCUACCAUAGGUGGCAAUAGUACCGUCACCAGAAUAUCAUAAGUGGAGGUCUUGGCCCUUGCCUCGGAGUGCGUCUCAGCCGGAACCACCGAAGGUUGAGUUUGACGGACCAGGGGAUCGGCCUGGGCUCAGCCCACAGCAACCACGACCGGUGCCACCAGCUGACCCAAGUCGGGGAGUCCCAGGCUCAUUUAUUUGGAGAAAGCGACAGUUUUGCAGAGUCUUGGAGGUUGGGGAUAGGCUUUUCCAAUCAAUGCCUGCCUCUGCUGGAGUGAAAUCAGCGUAAUUCGUACAUCAAGUGAAAUUUUCAAGUAUUGCGUAUUUUACAGUUUUGGUGGGUAUUGGGUGGGUGAUUAAAGAAGAGCAUCUGCGAAUGCAGAAUUGGAGCUCGUGACUGGAGGUGAUAGUUUGGAGAAUACCCGGGAAAAAGAAAAGGGGAAAAAAAACGCAGCGAUUUUUUGAAUUUCCAAAUCCCCAAAUCGAUUCCUCGUGGUAAAAAACUGGGACAUACAUAAAAGCAGAGUGCAGAAGAUGGUCAGUGGCAGCAAACCAAGAUGAAGAAGAAGAGGGCGUAUUGAUAGUCAUCAGCUUCAACUCCGCAUUAUUACCGAGGGUCAUGGAAGCUCACAGAAGUCCACCGGAGGUAGUACUGGCAAUACUAGUCUUGUUGGUCUUUGUUUCUUGCUUUGCACGUGCCCAGAACAAUCCCCUCCGCAACGACACCGAACGGUCAGCGUUGUUCGACCUCCGGUCGUCGUUGGGGCUCAGGGCCAAGGACUGGCCCAGGAGGAGUGAGCCAUGCUGGAACUGGACCGGCGUGGCGUGCCAGAACGGUCGAGUCGUUGGAAUUAGCGUUUCCGGUUUGCAGCGAACCCAUGCCGGGCGUGUCAAUCCUCAGUUCGCCGUGGAUUCUCUGGCCAAUUUGUCCCUCUUAGCUACAUUUAACUCAUCAGGUUUUGAGCUUCCCGGCUCCAUUCCGGACUGGUUGGGGCAAAGCCUGAGCGCACUCCAAGUGCUCGAUCUUCGGUCUGCCUCAGUGAAAGGUCCGAUUCCUCAGUCACUAGGAAGCUUGGGCAGUCUCCAUUCCCUAUAUCUAUCUGGGAAUUCUCUCACUGGUGCAAUUCCUUCUCAAUUGGGGCAGUUAUCAGCGCUGUCCGUUCUUAAUCUUUCUCAAAAUUCCCUUACUGGGUCUAUUCCCCAGACUUUCUCCACUCUUAGCAAUCUCACCUCUCUUGACCUCUCUUCCAAUUAUCUUUCUGGAUCAGUUCCGUCUGGAUUGGCCAACCUUACUAAGCUUCAGUUCUUGAAUCUCUCCAGCAAUAUCUUGACUGCUUCUAUUCCCAACCAGCUUGGCCAGCUUUUUCAAUUGGUUGAGCUUGAUUUAAGUUUGAACAAUUUGAUGGGAACGGUGCCUGUCGAUCUUGGGGGGCUGAGAAGUUUGCAGAAAAUGUUACUUGGGAAUAAUGGUCUACAGGGUUCAUUGUCGGAUAAGUUGUUUUCGAACCUCACUCGAUUGCAGUUCUUGGUUCUGAGCGAUAAUAAAAUUGAGGGGGAUAUUCCUGGUGUACUGUGGUCAAUGCAUGAGUUGCGCUUUCUUGAUGUGUCUGGUAAUAAUUUCACGGGUGUUCUUGCAAAUCUCAGCUGGAAUGUUAAUUCCACUAACACUAUGUUCAACCUCUCGAACAAUCUAUUUUAUGGAGCCCUGCCUACUCCACUCGGAAAAUUCAGCUUAAUUGAUCUAUCUGGUAAUUAUUUCCAAGGUAAGGUUCCCAAUGACAUUGAAACCAACACUAGUCUUAACAGAAAUUGCCUUCAGUCUGUGCUGGAUCAGAGGAGUUUAGAAGAUUGUAGACUGUUUUAUGCUGAGAGAAACCUAAGUUUUGACAAUUUUGGAGCACCUAGUCCGGCUCAGCCGCCACUGCCUGGAUCUUCCACAAACAGCAGCAAAAGAUGGAUAUUUAUAUUGGUGGGUCUAUUUGGUGGACUUGGUUUCAUUGUGCUUUUGGUAUUGGUGCUGGUACUGCUCAUAAGAAGAUGUGACAAGCGUAUUGCGAGUCAAAGAGAAAUUGCAAAUGUGGGGCCUGCUCCAGAAGGCCGUAGCCCACUACCUGCUAAGGUUUCUAUUAACUUUUCGGGUGUGGGAGACUUGUUUACAUAUGAGCAGAUUCUCUGUUACACAGAUGGUUUUAGUGAAAUAAACCUGAUCAAACAUGGCCACUCCGGAGAUCUCUUCCGUGGCAUCUUGGAAAGUGGGGCCCCUGUAGUUGUCAAAAGGGUUGAUUUGCGGGCCUUGAAGAAAGAAUCAUACAUGAUGGAAUUGGAUGUGUUGAACAAGGUCUCACAUAUGAGAUUGGUCCCACUCUUGGGGCACUGCUUGGAGCAUGAUAGCGAGAAGUUACUGGUAUAUAAAUACAUGCCAAAUGGAGACUUGUCUAAUUCCUUAUACAGGGUUACGAAUUUGGAAGACGACAAUCUACAGUCUCUUGAUUGGAUUACCAGAUUGAAAAUUGCAAUAGGAGCUGCAGAAGGUCUAUCUUAUCUCCAUCAUGAGUGUUCCCCACCCCUUGUCCACAGAGAUGUUCAAGCAAGUAGUAUCCUGCUUGAUGAUAAAUUUGAAGUGCGACUUGGAAGCUUAAGUGAGGUUUGUGCUCAAGAAGGGGACUCUCACCAAAAUGUAAUCACAAAGUUGUUAAGGAAGCCACAGACCUCUGAACAAGGCUCUUCUGGCUUAUUGUCGGCAACCUGCGCUUAUGAUGUGUACUGUUUCGGGAAGGUCUUGCUUGAGCUUGUGACAGGUAAGCUUGGCAUCAGCAAGUCCGAUGAUGCCACCACAAGGGAGUGGUUGGAGCACACACUGCCAUGCAUCAGUAUAUACGAUAAGGAACUGGUGACCAAGAUUGUUGACCCUUCCCUGAUCGUGGAUGAGGAUCUAUUGGAAGAAGUAUGGGCCAUGGCAAUUGUGGCCAGGUCAUGCCUUAACCCCAAGCCUUCAAGACGUCCCCUAAUGAGAAACAUCCUCAAAGCACUGGAGAACCCUUUAAAAGUGGUCAGGGAAGAGAGCAGCAGUUCAGCAAGGCUGAGAACAACUUCAUCAAGGAGGUCUUGGAGUACUGCUUUCUUUGGGAGUUGGCGUCACAGCUCGUCUGAGGGUGCUAUUGUUCCAGGGCAAAUAAACAGAGAGGGGAUAAGUGGCUCAAAACAGUCAGGUAGAGUAGGGUCUCAGGGAAGUGGUGGAAACGAUCUGUCCUCUUCGCAUAAAAGAUCGUCGAACGAGAUUUUUCCUGAACCAGUUGAUAUGCAAGAUAUAGAGAGGCAAGACCAACACUAGCCGAAGGGUAUUUGUGUUCCUUGUUAAUGAUAAGUGAUAACUGCAGGCUCCCAUUUCAGUACCUGCUCAACACCAUUUCCACGCCCCAUGCCCCCUGUCACGGUCUGAACCCAUUCUUUUUCUUUUCCUUUCUCAUUUCAUAUUGAGUGGUUCAUAGGCAAGCGAGGCGUUCUUGGGGCCGAUGAAGUCUAGGCCUGAUGCAAAAAAGGGGUCCUGAAAGACGGAGCAGCAGUUUUUGGGCUAGAUUUGUAUUUUUAUCUGUAAUUUACACCUUCUCACAGAGUCCUGCUCGUGGGAAUGUGGAGUGUACAUUGUAAAAAGUUUCAGCUUUCUUCUUGUGCCAUUCAAGGAAUUUGUUCCCACUUCAAUUUA
Molecule: messenger RNA, 3878 nt
Organism: Vitis vinifera (wine grape)
Lineage: Eukaryota; Viridiplantae; Streptophyta; Magnoliopsida; Vitales; Vitaceae
Product: probable LRR receptor-like serine/threonine-protein kinase At2g16250
Exons: 4
Coding region: 795-3506 (903 amino acids)
Biological process (GO): hormone-mediated signaling pathway; protein phosphorylation
Cellular component (GO): plasma membrane
Molecular function (GO): ATP binding; protein kinase activity; protein binding
Source: RefSeq, a predicted model, not a curated record